CCACCCAGUCAGGUGAUCCUUGUUUUUGUGGAACUCAUGGCGUGUUGUGUUAGUGGUGCAGGAGUAAUGUAAGAUGUAGGCCACACCAACCGACCAUGUGAUUGCUUCAGGAAUCGAAAAAUGCAGAGUGUGUUGGUGUACGGGCGACUUUUCUCACGAGCCGUCGCGAACGGCAUCUACAGUGUAAGCACAGGAGGGCAGGGCACCGCGGCCCCCCACACCUCACCCCCUGCUGCCUCAGCCUCCUCCUCACCCUCGCAGGGAGUCGAGGCUGAGCACAUUAGCACAGCCUCCAGUCACAGGAAAAAACUACGGUUCCUAACAGCAGUCAGUGGUUUCCCAAAAAACAGAACCCUAGAGAAAGUCAAGCCGGGAAAAUUCGGUGACGAUGCCUACUUUGUGGUGAAGCACGCCCAGGGGGACGUCAUAGGUGUGGCAGAUGGCGUGGGAGGGUGGCGGGCAUGGGGGAUCGACCCUGGUGAAUUCUCUCACUCCCUGAUGACGGUGAGUGAGCGGGUGGUGCGGAGUGGUCGCUUCAAAGCCUCCGAGCCAGCUGCCAUUAUCGCCCGGGCUUACUAUGAGCUACUGGAGAACAAGACGCACAUCCUCGGCAGCAGCACAGCCUGUGUGGUGGUGCUGCAGGGUGAUGCUGGCCACCUCUACUCUGCCAACAUUGGGGACUCGGGCUUUGUGGUGGUGAGGAAUGGGUCUGUGGUGCAUCGGUCCCAGGAGCAGCAGCACUACUUCAACACCCCCUUCCAGCUCUCCUUGCCUCCACCUGGCACCAACGCUCAGGUGCUCAGUGACAGGCCUGAGAGCGCUGAAACGUUAGAGUUCCUAGUGAAGGAAGGAGACAUGCUGAUGGUGGCUACUGAUGGAGUAUUUGACAAUCUUCCUGAUUCUCUAAUUGUUAAAGAAAUGGUCAAGGUGCAAGGAUCUACCGAUCUACUAUUACUACAACAGGCAGCCAAUUCAUUAGCACAACAAGCACGUAAAUUAGCUUUUGAUGAAGAUUAUAUGUCACCAUUUGCAAGAAGUGCAAGAGAAAAUGGAAUUAAUGCAAUUGGUGGGAAGCCUGAUGACAUCACAGUGGUGUUGGCUACCAUAACUGUUUAGAAAAGUAAAAGCCAGUGGCCAGCAGCCUGCAGUGUACCACCUCACCCAGUGUUGUAAGAAGAAACAAGGAGCCAGCGAUCUGUCAAGAUGUGCCGUCGUCAUUGUGUGAAGUAUUAGUUGAAGAUUGUCCUUUAUUAGUUUAAUUUUUUUCUCUACACAUACGUGUACGUACACACUUUGUGGUUGUAAAAUUAUCUUAUACAAUUAAUUAUUUUUUUGGUUGAAUACUUUGUAUAUUACAAGUGAGAUAUUUUAUUUUGACAUGCUCAAUUUUUUUUGGUUAAGAUAUGGUUGAUAUGAACUGCUUCACAUCAUAAGACACAUGCUAUAAUCAUUCAGUGAAGAUAGCUACACAUAUAUAUAUAUGUAUAUAUAUUUUUGUAAUAAAGUUUAUGCUAUCCAUGAAGUAAGAAUGAAACAUGAAGAAAGGUUGAGUAACCCUAAGCAAAAUUAUUUCAUGGGUCACACAACAUUGACUUGAACCAAACUGAUACAUAUAAACAAAAAUUUCAAGUGUUUGUUGUUUGCCCACAUGCUGUUUUCAUUCAGGAAUUUCAUUUUGACAAUUUAAUCUUCCAAAGAAUUUCAGUCAUAGAGUUAUGAAUAGUCCUCACUUGUAGAGAGAAAGAGAACCAUUAAAUUCUAUUUGCUGGUACAGUUAGAGGGAGAAUUAAAUGUUGAUAUUUUUAUUGUGUAGUUGCUCUGCAUCUGAUGUAGCAGAUACUUGUACUAAUCAUUACUGUCAUAAAACAUUGCUCUAAACCACUCCCCACCUUUGUCAGGGACUAGGAGACCUGUGAAGGCAAGACAGACAGGAUUUUUACACAGCAUAAUUCACUUCCUUAAUCUCAUAAAUCAUAUAUCUUUCUCUGUGAAUGCAGUCUAGUCAUUUGGUUUUUAAAUGCAAAUGUAGUUAUUUUCACAUGAUCAUGGUUGUUGAAGGACAGAACUUUACUUACGUGGAAAGCAGAAUCUCGGAAACCUAGACAAAACUCAUAUUGGCGAAGACAGCUGUGAGUUACAGUAGUCAGUUUAUCACAGUCGUUAUGAAAAGAUAGUAGCAGUGAAUCCCUUAUGCCUAGCAUCAUAGUAGUGUCACUUAUUUGGGAUUCACACUUAAUAUCACAACAGAUACAUUAUGGUUAUGAAUAAAUGUUCUGAUGCUUCAGAGCCCAUGAGCCAUGUGCUGAUCUUGCUUUUUCUUACAUGUACAGAGUUUAUUUACAGAACCUUGUAAGAAAGCAUGGCUCAUGGUUUAUCAAACCACAAAUUUUCUUUAUUGUAUUUUUACUGUCUCCAGUACAUUUGUAAAAGCAGGUAACAUCAUUGUUCAGACCUCAAAUAUUUUAUGAAGCAGGAGGUAAAUCUUGAGUCAUAACCAGCUGGCGUAAAGAGAAGCUAGACUUGAUUUUCCAGUGAUAAUGAACAUGAAGAUUUAAGGUAAUUACAAAUACAGGAAAUUACUGCUUAUUUACUUCACUUGACAUCAGUAGAACUUAACAGAAGUAAUAAAAGCUGGAUUAUACAAAUGUAUGGAGGGAUGUCAGGCAGUACAUAUGCAGACAGACACACUGCAGCAACAGGCAUGUUGGCAAAGUACUGUGCAACAACCAUCUUGCAGGGCCUUGCAGGGUGGAGUUAUGGUUUGUGAUGCUAAGACAAUGCAAUAUGUAUGUAUAUUUGUAUUAUAUUAAUACAUUAUGUAAAAAAGGGUUGUGUU
This is a messenger RNA of Portunus trituberculatus (swimming crab), 2836 nucleotides long. RefSeq names its product protein phosphatase PTC7 homolog. Bases 121 to 1116 code for a protein of 331 amino acids. Lineage: Eukaryota; Metazoa; Arthropoda; Malacostraca; Decapoda; Portunidae. The record is from RefSeq and is a predicted model, not a curated record. The transcript is spliced from 5 exons.